This is a messenger RNA of Xenopus tropicalis (tropical clawed frog), 3953 nucleotides long. RefSeq names its product polymerase (RNA) II (DNA directed) polypeptide B, 140kDa (gene polr2b). NCBI's taxonomy places the organism in Eukaryota, Metazoa, Chordata, Amphibia, Anura, Pipidae. Gene Ontology annotation, biological process: DNA-templated transcription; RNA-templated transcription. The record is from RefSeq and is a predicted model, not a curated record. The transcript has 26 exons. The coding region runs from base 292 to 3795 and encodes 1167 amino acids. Gene Ontology annotation, cellular component: nucleus; RNA polymerase II, core complex. Gene Ontology annotation, molecular function: DNA binding; ribonucleoside binding; RNA-directed RNA polymerase activity.
AAAAUAGCGCAUUGUCUUUCUCGUCACUUCCUGUUCUGAAACCGGAAGCAGUGUUGAUGAGUUUUGUUUUCGUCACUUCUUGUUCCAAAACUCAAGCGGUCUCUUCACGCAGUGGCGAUCCUGAUUGUUUGCAGCGCGUUGAAGGUUUAGCAUAUUUGUUCCUAGUAUAUACUGUGACUUAUACUCUCUCAAAAUGUACGAUGCUGAUGAAGGUUUUAGAUUGUGAUUGGUAAGGCAUUGGCAUUUUCAGACGAUGUUACCAUCCUUCAAGCAUUUGGCAUUUCUUUAUAUAUGCAGUAUGAUGAAGAUGAUGAUGAAAUCACUCCAGACCUGUGGCAGGAGGCAUGUUGGAUUGUUAUUAGCUCGUAUUUUGAUGAAAAGGGCUUGGUACGGCAGCAGCUUGAUUCCUUUGAUGAGUUCAUACAGAUGUCUGUACAGAGAAUUGUAGAAGAUGCCCCACCUAUAGAUCUUCAAGCUGAAGCUCAACAUACAACAGGAGAAGUAGAAGAGCCUCCUAGGUACCUGUUAAAAUUUGAACAGAUUUACUUAUCUAAACCUACACACUGGGAAAGAGAUGGCGCUCCCUCGCCAAUGAUGCCAAAUGAAGCAAGGUUAAGAAAUCUAACGUAUUCUGCCCCUCUUUAUGUGGACAUAACUAAGACAGUGGUGAAAGAAGGAGAGGAACAAAUUCAAACACAACAUCAGAAAACUUUCAUAGGCAAAAUACCGAUCAUGUUACGCUCAACAUACUGUUUGUUAAAUGGCUUGACUGACCGUGAUCUUUGUGAGUUAAAUGAAUGCCCACUUGAUCCAGGAGGCUAUUUUAUUAUAAAUGGAUCUGAAAAGGUUCUUAUUGCUCAGGAAAAGAUGGCUACAAACACAGUAUAUGUGUUUGCAAAGAAGGAUUCAAAGUAUGCUUACACUGCAGAGUGUAGGUCCUGUCUGGAAAAUUCAUCAAGACCAACCAGCUCUAUAUGGGUUAGCAUGCUUGCUAGAGGAGGUCAGGGUGCCAAAAAAAGUGCUAUAGGUCAGCGCAUUGUUGCAACCCUACCUUAUAUCAAGCAGGAAGUUCCCAUCAUUAUUGUCUUCCGUGCUUUAGGAUUUGUGUCUGACAGGGACAUAUUAGAACAUAUUAUUUAUGACUUUGAAGAUCCAGAGAUGAUGGAAAUGGUCAAACCAUCGCUUGACGAAGCUUUUGUUAUUCAGGAACAAAACGUGGCUCUUAAUUUUAUUGGUUCUAGAGGUGCUAAGCCUGGUGUUACAAAAGAAAAAAGGAUCAAAUAUGCAAAAGAAGUCCUACAGAAGGAAAUGCUUCCACAUGUUGGUGUCAGUGAUUUCUGUGAAACAAAAAAAGCUUACUUUCUAGGAUACAUGGUUCACAGGCUACUUCUGGCGGCUUUGGGAAGAAGAGAACUUGAUGACAGAGAUCAUUAUGGUAACAAAAGAUUGGAUCUGGCUGGGCCAUUACUGGCUUUUCUUUUUCGAGGGAUGUUCAAGAAUUUGCUAAAAGAAGUUCGAAUUUAUGCACAAAAAUUUAUUGAUCGAGGAAAAGAUUUUAAUCUGGAACUAGCAAUCAAAACCAGGAUAAUUUCUGAUGGAUUGAAGUAUUCUUUAGCCACUGGAAAUUGGGGUGACCAAAAGAAAGCACAUCAAGCAAGAGCUGGUGUGUCCCAGGUGUUAAAUCGGCUAACCUUUGCAUCAACUCUUUCUCAUCUCCGGAGAUUAAAUUCCCCUAUUGGGAGGGAUGGGAAACUUGCAAAACCACGACAAUUGCACAACACUCUGUGGGGAAUGGUUUGUCCUGCUGAGACCCCAGAGGGCCAUGCUGUAGGACUUGUUAAGAAUUUGGCGUUGAUGGCCUACAUUUCCGUUGGUUCUCAGCCGUCACCUAUACUAGAGUUCUUAGAAGAAUGGAGUAUGGAAAACCUAGAAGAAAUUUCUCCAGCAGCCAUUGCAGAUGCCACCAAAAUAUUUGUUAACGGUUGCUGGGUUGGAAUUCACAAAGAUCCAGAACAGCUGAUGAACACUCUUCGGAAGCUACGCCGCCAAAUGGAUAUUAUUGUUUCUGAGGUGUCAAUGAUUAGAGAUAUCAGAGAAAGAGAAAUUCGUAUUUAUACUGAUGCUGGCCGAAUUUGCAGGCCUCUGUUAAUUGUGGAAAAGCAAAAACUGCUUCUAAAACGGAGACACAUUGAUCAGCUCAAAGAGAGAGAAUACAAUAAUUACAGUUGGCAGGAUCUUGUAGCUAGUGGUGUUGUGGAAUAUAUUGACACGCUAGAGGAAGAGACUGUUAUGCUUGCUAUGACACCAGAUGAUUUGCAGGAAAAGGGAGUGGCUUAUUGUUCAACUUACACACACUGCGAAAUUCAUCCCUCAAUGAUCCUAGGUGUCUGUGCUUCUAUUAUUCCCUUCCCUGAUCAUAACCAGUCUCCUAGAAACACAUAUCAGUCUGCCAUGGGCAAACAAGCAAUGGGUGUCUAUAUUACAAAUUUUCAUGUUCGUAUGGAUACUUUGGCACAUGUUUUAUAUUACCCUCAGAAACCUCUGGUAACUACAAGGUCCAUGGAGUACCUAAGAUUCAGGGAGCUUCCAGCUGGUAUCAACUCCAUUGUAGCUAUUGCCUCUUAUACUGGAUACAAUCAAGAGGAUUCUGUUAUUAUGAAUCGCUCUGCUGUUGACAGAGGAUUUUUCAGGUCUGUGUUCUACCGUUCAUACAAAGAACAAGAGUCCAAAAAGGGAUUUGACCAGGAAGAAGUUUUUGAGAAACCAACUCGUGAAACGUGUCAGGGGAUGAGGCAUGCUAUUUAUGAUAAAUUGGAUGAUGAUGGCUUGAUAGCACCUGGUGUACGUGUGUCAGGGGAUGACGUAAUUAUUGGCAAGACAGUAACUCUGCCUGAAAAUGAAGACGAGUUAGAAAGUACUAAUCGCCGUUACACGAAGAGAGACUGUAGCACUUUCCUACGUACUAGUGAAACUGGAAUUGUUGAUCAGGUCAUGGUGACACUUAAUCAAGAGGGAUACAAGUUUUGUAAAAUUAGGGUGCGUUCAGUUCGGAUUCCUCAAAUUGGAGAUAAGUUUGCUAGCCGUCAUGGGCAGAAAGGUACCUGUGGUAUUCAGUACAGGCAAGAGGACAUGCCUUUUACUUGUGAAGGAAUUACACCUGAUAUUAUCAUCAACCCUCAUGCAAUCCCUUCUCGUAUGACAGUUGGACAUUUGAUUGAAUGUCUGCAGGGGAAGGUAUCUGCAAACAAAGGGGAAAUAGGUGAUGCAACACCCUUUAAUGAUGCUGUAAAUGUGCAAAAAAUUUCAAAUCUGUUAUCGGAUUAUGGAUAUCAUCUUCGAGGAAAUGAGGUUCUGUACAAUGGAUUCACUGGACGUAAAAUUACAUCCCAGAUCUUCAUUGGGCCAACCUAUUACCAGAGAUUAAAGCACAUGGUGGAUGAUAAAAUUCAUUCCCGUGCUAGAGGUCCUAUUCAGAUUUUGAAUAGACAACCCAUGGAAGGCAGAUCCCGGGAUGGAGGUCUACGUUUUGGAGAAAUGGAACGUGAUUGUCAGAUUGCCCAUGGAGCUGCUCAGUUCUUAAGAGAGAGGUUGUUUGAAGCUUCUGAUCCUUAUCAAGUUCAUGUCUGCAAUCUCUGUGGCUUGAUGGCAAUUGCCAAUACAAGAACCCAUACAUAUGAAUGUAGGGGAUGUCGGAACAAAACACAGAUAUCUUUGGUGCGAAUGCCCUAUGCCUGCAAACUUCUGUUUCAAGAAUUAAUGUCAAUGAGUAUUGCUCCACGCAUGAUGACCUCAUAAUACAUUUUUUAUGUUUAUUACAUCAUAAUGUGAUAUUAGGUUGCCUUUUAAUGUAAAAUAUAAUAAAUUGUUUUGCAAAUAAUGCAUUACUCUUUGCUUAAACUGUGCCUAUGUAUUGUAAGUGUAUUUUUACAGGGGUGAAUAAAGUGUGAAAUUUG